Molecule: messenger RNA, 1186 nt
Organism: Octopus sinensis (East Asian common octopus)
Lineage: Eukaryota; Metazoa; Mollusca; Cephalopoda; Octopoda; Octopodidae
Product: deoxycytidylate deaminase-like
Exons: 1
Coding region: 175-732 (185 amino acids)
Biological process (GO): dUMP biosynthetic process; dTMP biosynthetic process
Cellular component (GO): cytoplasm
Molecular function (GO): zinc ion binding; dCMP deaminase activity
Source: RefSeq, a predicted model, not a curated record
GGGUGGACUAAAUGUAAGGAACAUAAAUAGCGCUAUAUAAGCAAGGGAGAUAACUAGAAGCAUAUUGCGUUUCUAAUAAGCUUGAGGACGUAAGCGGUAAAUAUUUCCCGCAAAAUCUUACGUAUUUGAAUCACUACGGCAGAAGGUACUUCAGUUAACGGUGUUGCAUCAAGCAUGUCUAAAAAGCGGCAAGGUUACCUUGAAUGGGAUGAUUACUUCAUGUCAGUGGCUUUCCUCUCUGCUCAACGUAGCAAAGACCCAAGAACUCAGGUAGGAGCUUGUAUUGUUAACGAAGAUAGACGUAUUGUUGGCAUCGGAUAUAACGGUAUGCCUCGUGGUUGUAGUGACGAUGAUUUUCCUUGGUGCAAUGAAGGUGUCACUGAGCUAGAUAACAAAAAUCUCUACGUAUGUCAUGCUGAGCUUAAUGCAAUUCUCAAUAAGAAUUCUGCAGACGUUCGCAAUUGCACUAUAUAUGUUGGUUUGUUUCCUUGCAAUGAAUGUACUAAAGUCAUUAUACAGUCUGGAAUUAAAGAAGUCAUAUACUAUUCGGAUAAAUAUAAGGACCAAAUUACCUCUAAAGCUUCUCGAAUUAUGUUGGAUCGUGCUGAAAUAAAAUAUCGCCAGUAUCGACCUACAAACGGACAAAUUGUUAUAGAUUUUACUUCAUUAGAAGAAAAGAAAGACCGGAUUAUAAGUUCAGUUUUGUCCCCCAUUUCUGAACUUUCACUUUAGUCAGAUGCGAACAUAAACACUUGGAAUUCAUUAUAUUGCCAACAUUGCCUUUUCAUAAUGAUAUCCUGUUAUAUUUUCUAGUUAAAAUUAAUGGAACUGGUGAAGAUUUUCUAAUUUUUAUAUGAAAUAUUAACUGCUGUAUUUUUAACGAAAAUUUUUAUUCCAUUUUGUUUUCGUUUGUGUGUACAUAAUAUUUUAACUGCCUCUUUCUAAGAAAAUGAAACUAUCCACAUUUGUUCCAAUACGCAGUAGCGUAGCUGGGGUGGGGUGUGUGUGCAUUUUGGGCCGCACUUUUAAAGAGGCACCACCUUUGAGUCUGCUGUAGAUAAUGUUUUUUUUUUGUGAUGGUCCGGGGGCAGCAAACAGAAAGGCAUCCCCGGGCAGCACAGGUUCUAGCUACGCUAGUGCCAAUAUUCCCUCUAACUCCAUCUAAUAAAAAGUUAUCCGACUUCCA